Molecule: messenger RNA, 1864 nt
Organism: Olea europaea var. sylvestris
Lineage: Eukaryota; Viridiplantae; Streptophyta; Magnoliopsida; Lamiales; Oleaceae
Product: nuclear export mediator factor NEMF-like
Exons: 3
Coding region: 1289-1687 (132 amino acids)
Biological process (GO): rescue of stalled cytosolic ribosome; ribosome-associated ubiquitin-dependent protein catabolic process
Cellular component (GO): RQC complex
Molecular function (GO): tRNA binding; ribosomal large subunit binding
Source: RefSeq, a predicted model, not a curated record
GUGAAGGGGAAGAAAUGAUUGACAUCGAGCAAACUGAACCUUUUAGACAAGUAUCUGAUUCUAUUUCUGAUUCUGAAAAUGAAGUCUUGGAUGAAAAUGCCACAGUAGAAUCACCCAGCACCAUGGAAUUGUUAACAUAAAGACCAACCAAAGAGGAUUUUUAUUCAGAAUCGUUCAAUGGCUUAAAUAUUUCGAUUGAUAAAACUAGUAAUUCACACGUCUCAGCAAUUGGAGUUACAGCUCCAACGAAUUACAAUGAUGGUGAUGAAGUUUCUGGGAAAACCACUACUGCUUUCACAUCACACCUGGAGGAUCUUAUUGAUAGAGCUCUUGAGCUUGGAUCUGCUACUGUAUAUGCGAAAAAUUAUGGACUCCAGUCUUCCCAAGGGGAAUCAGGGGAAGAACAAACCAAGGAGCAAAUAAAGAGAGAAAAACCUUAUAUUUCCAAAGCUGAAAGAAGAAAGAUUAAGAAGGGUAAGAAAGAUAAUACUGAAGGUGCUUCCAUUUACCAUGAAAAAGAAGUGGAAGAAAAUUGUGCUGAAAAAGAUAAUACUGAAGUUGAGACUGUUGACCUUGAAAAACAAGAGGUGGAAGAAAAUCAUGACACCACAAGUUACCCUGAUAAAAAUGUUAAAAAAAUCGAAGCCAAAUGGUGCCAAAAUUAGUCGUGGACAGAGAGGUAAACUGAAGAAGAUAAGGGAGAAGUAUGCAGAUCAAGAUGAGGAGGAGCGAAGCAUCCGAAUUGCUUUGUUGGCUAUAAGUAUUGCUAAGUUAUAAUUCAUCAAAUCCAGCUACUAGGUUUGGAUUGUAGUAUUGUAAGAUUCUAUCAAAUACAAUGAUAACUUGAACUUAAUUGCUUUGUCCCAAAAAAAAAUCUGAAAAACGAGCUAUAUAAAAAGUUCAAUAUGCACACAUCUAUAUAUAUGAUGUUAGAAAGUUCCCUUCCCCCUUUGAAUUGAGGUUCUGGUUAUACUAAAAGAGAAGGGAAUUAUGGUCAUCAAUAACUUGCAAAGAAACAGGUAAUCUUAUUACUGGUACCUUAUGAGUUGCUGAUAUAUUGAUCUUACAAUUAAUCUACAGCUUGCUGGGAGAUCGAAAAAGAACAAUGUGAUGUCUGAGGAUGAAAAGCCCACUCCAUAAAGGAAAAGCAACUACCAAAACUGGAGAUGCUUCAAAAAUUUGUUACAAAUGUAAAAAGGCAGGUCAUUAGUCUCAAGAUUGUCUAGAGCAGCCCGAUGAAACGGUGCUUAAUAAUGCAAGUAGUAGAGGGGACAAGGCUUCCAAUGGGAUGGAAAGGGUGACCAUGGAAGAAGAUGAUAUUCAUGAGAUUGGUGAAGAAGAGAAAGGGAAAUUAAAUGAUGUGGAUUACUUGACUGGAAAUUCGCUGCCUAAUGAUAUCUUAUUGUACGCAGUACCUGUCUGUGGUCCUUACAGUGCUGUACAAUCAUAUAAAUAUCGAGUCAAAAUUCCAGGAACAUUAAAGAAAGGAAAAGCGGCAAAGGCAGCCAUUAAUUUAUUUAAUCACAUACCGGAGGCUACAGGCAGAGAGAAGGAAUUAAUGAAGGCUUGUACAGAUCCUGAGCUUGUUGCUGCUAUUAUUGGUAAUGUGAAGAUUUCAGCAACAGGCCUCACUCAGCUUAAGCAAAAGCAGAAGAGAAGCAAGACAACAAACGGGGGAGAUAGCUAAUUAAGCUUUGUUCAUAAGUGCCUCUUAUGUUGAAUGCCUUUAUAGGCAGUCAAAAAUGAAGAUACACAUUCAAAGGACUGGAAUAUUGUAUGUAUCCACGCAGAAGUUUACACACAAAAUCUGGGAGUCUAUUGAAGAAUUUGACUGCUAGAGAUAAGAUUCUCAUUGCAUUAUGAA